Messenger RNA from Nanorana parkeri, 893 nucleotides. Its product is annotated as serine/threonine-protein phosphatase 6 regulatory subunit 1-like. Gene Ontology annotation, molecular function: protein phosphatase regulator activity; protein phosphatase binding. The coding region runs from base 45 to 893 and encodes 282 amino acids. Gene Ontology annotation, cellular component: cytosol; nucleus. The transcript is spliced from 7 exons. The record is from RefSeq and is a predicted model, not a curated record. NCBI's taxonomy places the organism in Eukaryota, Metazoa, Chordata, Amphibia, Anura, Dicroglossidae.
CCUGAGAUACCAGCUCCGUGACGGCUCCUGGUAACACGUGAGACAUGUUUUGGAAGUUUGACUUGCAUACAAGUUCACAUGUGGACACACUUCUAGAAAGGGAAAAUGUUACCCUUUUCGAACUACUUGAUGAAGAGGACGUGUUGCAGGAGUGCAAAGUGGUCAAUCGCAAGCUUGUGCAAUUCCUUGUCCAGCCUCAGCACAUGGAGGAACUAGUGACCUGCAUCACACAGGAGCCCUCCGGUGAUAUGGAUGAAAAACUGCGAUAUAAGUAUGCCAGUGUGUCAUGUGAGAUACUGACAGCAGACGUAUCACAGAUUAAUGAUGCGUUAGGGGAAGACGAGUCUUUACUGAAGCAAUUGUAUGGCUUUCUGCAGCAUGAAGAAGACUUGAAUCCUUUGCUAGCCAGCUUUUUCAGCAAAGUGAUGGGAAUACUUAUUAACCGCAAGACAGAACAGAUUGUUGCCUUUCUUCGAAAGAAAGAUGACUUUGUGAACUUACUGCUUCGGCAUAUCGGCACAUCAGCAAUUAUGGAUCUACUGUUACGGCUUUUGACAUGUGUCGAGCAACCUCAGCUGAGGCAGGAUGUGUUCAAUUGGCUUAAUGAAGAAAAAAUUGUUCAAAGACUGAUUGAAAUGAUCCAUCCUUCAAAAGAUGAUAAUCAACAUUCCAAUGCUUCCCAGUCACUAUGCGAUAUCAUUCGUCUAAGUCGUGAACAGAUGAUCCAGAUUCAGGAUAGUCCUGAGCCAGACCAGUUAUUGGCUACACUGGAAAAGCAAGAGGCCAUUGAGCAGCUUCUUGGCAACAUGUUUGAUGGCGAGCAUAACGAGUCUGUGAUUGUGAAUGGCAUCCAAGUGCUUUUAACAUUACUGGAGCCCCGUAGACCUAGGUAA